This is a messenger RNA of Colletotrichum orchidophilum, 255 nucleotides long. RefSeq lists its product as uncharacterized. The transcript has 2 exons. NCBI's taxonomy places the organism in Eukaryota, Fungi, Ascomycota, Sordariomycetes, Glomerellales, Glomerellaceae. The coding region runs from base 1 to 255 and encodes 84 amino acids. The record is from RefSeq and is a predicted model, not a curated record.
AUGAAGACCACUAUCGCAACACUCGUUCUCUUCGUCACCGUGGGUCUGGGCGCCAAUACGACGUCCCUCUGCAACGAUGUGGGCAACAAGGUGGUUGAGGACAAGGGUGUCUGUUCCCGCGCUGGAGGUGUGCCUCUUGGGAAGGGAAUCUGCUGCUUCGACCAGUCCAAUGCUCUCGUUCAAUCGAAGUUCGACAUUGCGUGUGACGACAAGUUGGGUACAGUGCAGUAUAUUGGGGAGGCUUGCCAAGCUUAG